This is a messenger RNA of Penicillium riverlandense, 1296 nucleotides long. RefSeq names its product Phosphoenolpyruvate synthase. Gene Ontology annotation, biological process: phosphorylation; pyruvate metabolic process. The record is from RefSeq and is a predicted model, not a curated record. The transcript has a single exon. NCBI's taxonomy places the organism in Eukaryota, Fungi, Ascomycota, Eurotiomycetes, Eurotiales, Aspergillaceae. Gene Ontology annotation, molecular function: ATP binding; pyruvate, water dikinase activity. Bases 1 to 1296 code for a protein of 431 amino acids.
AUGCCGGAAAUCGGAAGCAAUAGCCGCGAUGGCGAUGCUGCGCGUUUGGUAAUUCGCUUCGAGGAUUUGAAACGGCAGGAUGUCAGUAUAGUUGGCGGCAAAAAUGCCUCCAUUGGGGAGAUGAUCGGUACUCUAGAGGAGGAAGGAAUCGCCGUACCCAAAGGGUUUGCAACGACUUCACGAGCCUAUUGGCAGUACGUGAAUGAAAAUGGAAUGCAAGAGAGGAUGGCCUCGUUGAUCGCAGAAUGGCAAUCGGGAAAAGCCUCCCUUGCUGACACUGGUCAUGACGUUCGUGACCUGUUCCUCCGAGGCACCUGGCCCACGAAUAUUGCGAAUGAAAUCACGAACUUCUAUCGCGAUAUGGAGACUAAAACAGGGAUCAAGAACCUGAGCGUCGCCGUUCGAUCAAGCGCGACAGCAGAGGACUUGCCCGAGGCAAGUUUCGCCGGCCAACAGGAGUCUUAUCUGAAUAUAUCUGGCGUGGAUGCACUUCUCGACGCUUGUAAGCGGUGCUAUUCCUCGCUUUUUACAGAUCGUGCCAUUGGAUAUCGUCAGGGCAAAGGGUUCGAUCACUUGCGUAUCGCGCUCUCUAUUGGGAUCCAGCGUAUGGUUCGCUCUGACCUUAGCGGAUCUGGUAUCAUGUUCUCCAUCGAUACUGAGAGUGGUUUCGACAAGACUGUUCUCAUCAACGCAGCCUGGGGACUGGGGGAGAAUGUAGUACAAGGCGCUGUCAACCCUGACGAAUACCGAGUCUUCAAACCGCUAUUGAAUGACACAAAUCUCGUUCCAAUCAUAGGAAAAAAGCGUGGCGACAAGUCAAUGAAGAUGGUUUACGACAAUGAAGGAGAUGAGCCAACACGCAACGUACCAACCUCGAGAGCCGAGCAAACUGCGUUUACACUCGAAGACCGGGAAAUUCUCCAGUUGAGUAGAUGGGGUUGUGCAGUUGAGAAGCACUAUGGAACUCCAAUGGACAUAGAGUGGGCCAAAGAUGGCCUCACAAACGAACUGUUCAUCGUUCAGGCUCGGGCAGAAACGGUUCAAUCGCACCGCGAUACUGCGAUGUUCAAGACAUACGAGGUCAGUAAAAAAGGCCGGCUUCUGGCGUCAGGGUUGUCUAUUGGAGACGCGGCAAUCUCUGGCCGACUUUGCUUGAUCGAAAACAAACAGAACCUUGACAAAUUUGUUCCUGGUUCGAUUUUGGUAGCGAAGGCAACAGAUCCAGAUUGGGGUCCCCUCAUGAAGCUGGCCGCGGCCAUAAUCAAUGAUUGCGCAAGUCAUCCAGGUGGCUCGUGA